This is a messenger RNA of Pleuronectes platessa (European plaice), 2671 nucleotides long. Its product is annotated as protocadherin gamma-A11. The record is from RefSeq and is a predicted model, not a curated record. NCBI's taxonomy places the organism in Eukaryota, Metazoa, Chordata, Actinopteri, Pleuronectiformes, Pleuronectidae. Gene Ontology annotation, molecular function: calcium ion binding. The coding region runs from base 230 to 2671 and encodes 813 amino acids. Gene Ontology annotation, biological process: homophilic cell-cell adhesion. The transcript has 3 exons. Gene Ontology annotation, cellular component: plasma membrane.
AGACUACAAUGUAAUGAUCCUGCAAUAUCCUUUUUACGUCCCUACGUGCCGCUGUUGAUCAGUGUGGGGAAAUUAUCUCCCACUCUAUAGCGCAUUUCUCCCUUCUCUGCUCUGUUUCGAUUUCAAGUGGCAGUAUAAAGACGACAGACGACUACAGGCUCACAGUUAAAUAUUUCUAUCGCUGUGGUGUUUUUUAAAUCAAGUUGAAUUUUGCUUUGACUCAACCAUUAUGGGGCGAGGUUUUACAUUGCCACGGAAGCUGUUGUUUCUCUGCAUUUGUGUCGCAAAUGUAACCGUCGGGCAGGUCCGCUAUUCUAUACCAGAGGAAAUGGCGACGGGCUCCAUUGUUGGGAAUAUCGUUCAGGACUUGGGCUUGGAUGUUAUGCGGCUGAAAUCUGGGCGGGCGAGGAUAUUUACCGAGGACGGCAGUGAGUACAUCGGUCUUAAUUUGGACAAAGGGACUCUAAUUGUCAACAAGAGGAUUGAUAGAGAGGAGCGGUGCGGGCUAGUGUCUCCUUGCUCUCUGCAUUUUCAAGUCAUACUGGAUAAUCCUAUGGAGCUGCACCGCGUCGAUGUGGAGAUUCUUGACAUUAAUGAUAACGCUCCGGGUUUUGCUAAGCGGGAAAUGAAUUUUGAAAUCAGUGAAUUAGCUGUAAAGGGAGCCCGUUUUUCUCUUGACAGCGCCAGAGACCCAGACGUUGGGUUGAAUUCUCUCCAAACGUAUAAACUGAAUCCUACAGAUCAUUUCAAAUUAAACAUGCUGUCUCGACCUGACGGUACUAAAUAUGCUGAAAUGAUUCUACAGACCGUGUUAGAUAGAGAAAAUCAAGAAGAGCACAAAUUAACAUUAACAGCAAAUGAUGGCGGUGAUCCCCCUAAAUCAGGGUCUGUCAAAAUAAACGUUAUUGUCAUGGAUGCAAAUGACAAUGCACCUGUGUUCAGCCAGUCUCUUUACAGAGUGACGGUUCCUGAAAACGCAUCAAGUGGUACUGUCAUUUUAAAAGUUAGUGCCACGGAUGCUGAUAAGGGAACAAACGGGGAGCUGGUAUACUCGUUCUCUCAAAAUAGUGAUGUCACAUCAUCUAAAUUUAAUAUGGAUUCUCAUACCGGGGAAAUAACUGUAGGAGGGGAGUUAAAUUACGAGAAAGUCAAACAUUUCGAAAUUGAUGUUGGAGCCACAGAUAAAGGGGGGUUGACAGACACAAGUAAGGUUCUUAUCGAAGUGACCGAUGUGAAUGACAAUGCCCCUGUCAUCAGCAUAAUUUCCCUUUCCAACCCCAUCCCAGAGGAUUCGGCUCCAGAUACUGUUAUAGCUAUGCUCAAUAUAAAAGAUCUAGACUCGGGUAAAAAUGGUCAAGUUAAGUGUUUCAUUAGCCCAGAUUUACCUUUUAAAAUCAAGUCGACGACGUCUAAUUUUUAUAGCUUGGUAUCUGAUGAAGAUCUGGACCGUGAAACUGUGCCUGAAUAUAAUAUAACAAUAACUGCAAUGGAUGAAGGUUCACCGCCUUAUUCAACGAGCAAGACCAUUAAUUUAAGAAUAUCAGACAUAAACGACCACGCCCCAAUGUUCCCACAACCAUUUCUGAACGCUUUCAUCCCUGAAAAUAAUUCACCUGGCAUGUCAGUCCUCUCUGUCAAAGCCAGUGACCAGGACUUUGGGAACAAUGCACGCAUUUCCUAUUUCCUAGAGGAAAGUCAGCUGAACGGGAUGUCAGCCUCUUCAUAUUUUUCAGUGAAUGCAGAGAGUGGAGAGAUACUUGCUGUGCGUUCCUUCGACUAUGAGCAAAUGAAAGAUUUCCAUAUCCGAGUCAAAGCUCAGGAUGGAGGCUCUCCUCCACUCAGUGGUAAUGUGACUGUGAAAAUACUGAUCCAGGACCAGAACGACAACCCCCCUCAGGUUCUGUACCCAGUCCAGACUGGUGGCUCUCUGGUGGCUGAACUGGUGCCUCGUUCAGCAGAUGUGGGCUAUCUGGUCACUAAAGUGGUGGCUGUUGAUGUGGACUCUGGACAGAAUGCCUGGCUCUCCUAUAAACUGCAGAAAGCCACAGACAGGGCGCUGUUUGAAGUGGGCUCACAGAAUGGAGAAAUAAGAACUAUCCGCCAAGUCACUGAUAAAGACGCAGUGAAACAAAGACUGAGUGUUAUAGUGGAGGACAACGGGCAGCCCUCUCGUUCAGCUACAGUCGUUGUUAACGUGGCGGUGGCAGACAGCUUCCCGGAAGUGCUGUCGGAGUUCACUGACUUUACGCACGACAAGGAGUACAACGACAACCUGACUUUUUACUUAGUGCUGGCUCUGGCUGUAGUUUCCUUCCUCUUCAUCACGUGUGUUGUUGUUAUCAUCUCAGUGAAAAUCUACAGAUGGAGACGCGAGCGCCUGGUUUACAAAUCCACUGGGAAUCUUCCAGUCAUUCCAUAUUACCCGCCCCUUUACACAGACGUAGGAGGCACCGGUACCCUCAAGCAGGCCUUUAGCUAUGAGGUGUAUGGAACUACUGACUCCCGGAAGAGUGAUAUGAAAUACCCAGGACCCUUCAGUCAGAGCACUCUGAGUUUUGACCACAGUGCUACCAGGACUGUACCAAGACACAAAACAGAGUCAGAGAAUACUCUCACAGAGCUCAACAUUGCCCACAAAGAUACAACUGCACCACUCUGCAGCAGAGAGUGA